AGUCCAGCGCAGCCAUGCAGAGUGUGAGCUUGCUGCUGCUGGCCCCACUGUUGGCCCUGGUGUCGGCUGCUCCGCGCUGCCCCGCCGCCUGUAACUGCCUCGGGGACCUGCUACACGUGGUGUGUGAGAACCGGGGCUUGAGGAAGAUCCCGAGGAUCAACAGUAAGAUCCGCCUGCUCAGCCUCCAGCACAACAGAUUCCCCGUGCUGCCACCCAACGCCUUCAGCUCCAUGAAGACCCUCGUGUCCCUGCACCUGCAGGACUGUCGCAUCAGGCAGGUGUCAGCCAGCGCCUUCCGUGGCCUCAAGAAGCUGGUCUACCUGUACCUGGCCAACAAUGAGAUCAGCCUCAUCAAGCCUGGUGCCUUCCAGGACCUCUCAGAACUGACCUACCUCUACCUGGACAAUAACAGGAUCAGCAGCCUCAGCAAGGGGCUCCUGACCCCCCUAAACAGCCUGUUUGUCAUGCACCUGACCAACAACAGGAUCACCCAACUCAAGCCCAAGGCGUUUGCUGGUGCCAAGGAGCUGAGGUGGCUGUACCUGUCGGGCAAUGGCAUGACCUCCAUCCUGCCAGGCGCUCUGGACGAGGUGGAGAAUUUGGCAGCUCUCUAUCUGGACAAGAACCAGCUGAGCAAAUACCCGGCAGAGGGUCUGAGGAAGCUCCGGGUGGUGGAGGAGCUCAAUCUUUCUCACAACCCCAUCAGACUGAUCCCUGACAACGCCUUCCACUCCUUCGGUCGGUACGUGGAGCGCAUCUGGUUGGACCACAUGGACCUCGAGAGGUUUUCAGAGAACGCAUUCAACGGUGUAACCGGCCUUUCCUCCCUCCACCUGGGGAACAACAAGCUGGAAACUCUGCCAAACAGCCUGGUCCUGACCAAAAUGCAGAACAUGACUCUAUCCAACAACUCGUGGCAGUGUAACUGUGCGCUGGCCCCCCUCCGAAGCUGGAUGGACAGCAGUAGGAAUCAGGUGAACGCGGUCUGUUCCUCUCCAAGCCAGUACAGAGGCCAGCAGAUCCGACACACCACAGCCUUCCAGAGUUGCAAGGGACGCACAAAGCGCAACAAAAAACACACUCUCUAAGCAGUUGGUGAUGGGAAUGUCCGUCCUGGAGACAGGCUCCUCCGUUCAUCGAUCAAUGCCAAC
Molecule: messenger RNA, 1151 nt
Organism: Callorhinchus milii (elephant shark)
Lineage: Eukaryota; Metazoa; Chordata; Chondrichthyes; Chimaeriformes; Callorhinchidae
Gene: chad
Product: chondroadherin
Exons: 4
Coding region: 15-1088 (357 amino acids)
Cellular component (GO): extracellular matrix
Molecular function (GO): protein binding
Source: RefSeq, a predicted model, not a curated record